AUAUUAUAAUACUUCUAAUAGUUAUAUGUCUUAUCGUCUUGUUUUGGAAAAGACAGAAUUCGUCUCUGCUUAGAAAAAAAUCCAUGGCAGAGGCUUUGAUUGACGAUCCAGUUUAUGUUGCAGUAAGCACAGAUGUUUCUGAAAGCAGACUGACUCUCACAUGGGCAUUGAGGCAUCUCCAGCCCAAAAAGCUUUACCUUCUUCAUGUUCAUCAACCCAUUUCCAUCAACCCUACUUUGAUUCAAAUUGUUGCAGCUGGUACAAGAAAUUGAUCCUUUGUUUUUCUACCUUGUUUAGCCUCUCUAUCAUUGCAAGUGGGCUUGAACAAAGCGAGAUCGAUGCUAUUCAGGAGUCCGAACUGACGAGUUCGUAUGAGAUCCUUCUCAAGUACCGUGAUAUCUGCGUAGUUGAAGGAAUUCUCGAACAAGAUGUGGAUAUAUCAUAUAGUUUGGCAAAUAAUGUUGGGGAAGGGAUUGUGGAACUUAUCUAUGAAAACAAUAUCAAGAAGCUUAUUAUGGGAGCAGCUGCUGAUUCCCACAAGUCCGAGGACAUGGUUAAUAUCACAUCUAGAAAAUUCGAUUAUGUGACUAAACAUGCGCCUCAUUGCUGUAAAAUUUGGCUUGUGGGUAAUGGAAAUCUCAUCCAUACGAGGGAGGGAUGGUUUGAUCGUAGGGGUUCACCGCACCCCUCCUCUGAAUCCUUAACUAGCCUCCAGGGCCUUGAUUCUGCUCUAGUACCAUACGAGGAAGCAGUGGGAGGUGCACAUGACAAUGAGUCGCAUGCCCUAUCUUCACCUGAAGACCAAUCAGCUAGAGGGUUUGAGACAAUGUACUAUGAAGAGCAGAGACGAGGAUUAGAAAUUGAGGAACGCAGGAUAAAAGCGGAGGAGGACCUGAGAGCAGAAAUCGAAAACAUGAAGGGGAUCCAAAAGGAACUCGAAGAACAGCUUUAUAUUGAUUGCCCCCGUCAGUUUGAAAUGUUCCAGAGAGAGCGAGAUGAAGCUAUGAAAACAACUGUAGAGCUUUUGAGACUUCUAAACCUGGACAACAGUGAGUCAGCAUCACAUUCACCAUCAUCCUCGUUUCAGCGGUCGGUUUCCAACGAGCCUCCCCCAUAUUUUCUCUGUCCCAUUACACAGGAAGUAAUGCGAGAGCCUAGUGUUGCAGCCGAUGGGCACACCUAUGAAGCUGAAGCCUUAAGAGAAUGGCUCGACAAUGGUCACGAUACCUCACCAAUGACGAACCUUAAGCUUGCCCAUCGUAACCUUGUCCCUAACCACCCCCUUCGUUCUGCCAUUCAAGAGUGGCUUCAAGGACACUCUUAAUGAAUCUCUGCUUAAUGUUGUGAUUUGUGAACAUCCUAAAUCUCAAGUUAUAUGUGUGUUGGUUAAAAAAGUUGUUAUGAAUAUGAUGAGUGGAAUUCAUUAAAAAAAACCAAAAAAAAAAAACGGUCUGGUUCUCCCA
This is a messenger RNA of Brassica napus (rape), 1463 nucleotides long. Its product is annotated as U-box domain-containing protein 56. The record is from RefSeq and is a predicted model, not a curated record. The transcript is spliced from 8 exons. Gene Ontology annotation, biological process: protein ubiquitination. Lineage: Eukaryota; Viridiplantae; Streptophyta; Magnoliopsida; Brassicales; Brassicaceae. The coding region runs from base 161 to 1324 and encodes 387 amino acids. Gene Ontology annotation, molecular function: ubiquitin-protein transferase activity.